Salpingoeca rosetta is the source of this 1536-nucleotide messenger RNA. RefSeq lists its product as uncharacterized. Bases 1 to 1536 code for a protein of 511 amino acids. NCBI's taxonomy places the organism in Eukaryota, Choanoflagellata, Craspedida, Salpingoecidae. The transcript has 12 exons. The record is from RefSeq and is a predicted model, not a curated record.
AUGAUGAGGCUGUCUGGUGUUGUUCUGUUGAUGGCAGUGGUUGCGUGCGCCUGUGCGAGUGCGCUCGCCAGCCCCUUCCAGCCACGCAUCGCGGACGUCAAGAACCUGGCUGUGUACAGCACAUGGCAGAGGCCCGGCGUGGGCAACGCCACCCUUUACGCUGCUCACGCGCCCGGCUAUGACGAGCCCAUCUAUGUCUUGAACAUCACUGGCGUCGAUCACCAUGCGAUUGGCUAUGGCUAUGGCAUUCUCAUGGCGAACCAGUCCAUCGAGAACUUCGAGAACCUCAUUAACGCCCUCCUUCCAGAGAAGGACUUGCAGCUUGUUCUGGAGGCCUACUGUGACUGGCAGUACGAGUACAUCAUCCACAACCUUCCACAGGACUUCCAAGACGAGAUCAAAGGCAUCGAAGAAGGCACGGCUGACAUUGGCCUGCCCCACGCCGCCAAGUGCAUCAAGCGCGCCCUCACCAUCGCCUCCAUUGCUGUUGGCGACCUGUCCCGCGAUAUCCUGUAUCUGCUGAAGAACGAACUCUCCCGCCACCCUUCAUCUUCGCUCGCCGCUGCCGCUGCCCGCCUGCAGCAGCGCGGCCUUGAUAUCGACGCCAUCGCCGAAGCCAUCGCCACAUCAAAGGUGCUGUCGCUUGGCCGCACGUGCUCGAUGUUUGGCGCGUGGGGAACGCGAACAGAGAACGGUCGCCUGUUCUCUGGCCGCAACCUUGACUGGGCCGCAGACACAGGCAUUGCGAAGAACAAGCUCGUCACGGUGUACCACAUUGGCGAAAACACCGUCCCCUAUGCGUCCGUGUCGUUCUCUGGCGUGAUUGGCGCCAUCACGGGCAUCUCGGCUGCAGGCAUCACUGUGCACGAGGCCGGUGACGAUACGCGCAACGUCACCCUCAACGGCUUUGCCUGGUCCCUUCGCCUCCGCGCUCUCAUGGAGGAGGCAAAGAACAUGGAUGACGCGCUCUCGUUCUGGAAGCGCACGCGCAACACGAUGGGCAUGAACCACGGCGUUGGCAGCGCUGCUGACAACAAGUUCCUCGCCAUGGAGACAGAGGAAGACUAUACUGCCUAUUUCUUCGACAACGACCCGCGAGAGGCAAACUUUGUCGUUGACGGCAAGCACUAUGGGUUCCCACUCAAGGACGCGGUGUGGCGCACCAACCACGGUUACGAUCCCACCUUCCGCGCUGAUGGCUUCAGCUCACAUCCGGGAACAGACUCGUUCAACCGCUACCUCCUCCUUCACGACACGUUCCUCGGCUACGAGACGGCGUCUGUGGCGAUCUCCGAUGUGCAGGCCGUCAACCUGACAGCCGUUGUUGGUGAUAAGGGCGGCAGCUCCCGCGACAGCUUCCUUUCCUGCCAGAACGCAGCACAGGGCAGCAACAUCAUCUCAGCCACCUUCAAGCCAAGCACGACAGGCCACGCCACCAUGUACCUGGCGUUUGAGAACGGCCAUAAGGAUCAGCAUGUGCCUGCUUGCUGCAACAACUACAUCAAGUUUGACAUGAACCAGUUCUUUGGCGUGUAA